AUGCCUACAUUAAAUCAAUUGAUUCGUCAUGGUAGAGAAGAAAAACGGCGCACGGACCGUACUCGAGCUUCGGAUCAAUGUCCCCAGAAGCAAGGAGUACGCCCGCGUGUUUCAACGAGAACACCAAAAAAACCUAAUUCAGCUCCACGUAAGAUAGCCAAGGUACGGUUGAGCAAUCGACAUGAUAUAUUUGCUCACAUUCCGGGCGAAGGUCAUAAUUCGCAGGAACAUUCUAUGGUGUUAAUUAGAGGGGGUAGAGUGAAAGAUUUGCCAGGUGUGAAAUCCCAUUGUAUUCGAGGAGUCAAAGAUUUGCUGGGAAUUCCGGAUCGAAGAAGAGGCAGAUCAAAAUAUGGUGCGGAAAAACCCAAAUCGAUAUGA
Molecule: messenger RNA, 378 nt
Organism: Ziziphus jujuba (common jujube)
Lineage: Eukaryota; Viridiplantae; Streptophyta; Magnoliopsida; Rosales; Rhamnaceae
Source: the annotation of a RefSeq genome assembly